AUGAGCCUCAAUGUCAUUGCAUUCAGUGAAAAUGCACCCGAGAUGUUUAAAACAAUCAGCCAUGCAGAGCCAAGUAUCUAUGAAUCCCCAAUGUUGUCCAUUGGGACGAAUGCAUUGUCACUUUUCAUGGAAUAUAGUGCCACAUCACUACACAAGGUACUAAGGUCUGCUGAUGUUUCUUCUCUGAAUCCAGUCCUAGCUGAAUGCAAAUCAUCGGGCAAGCUGUUUUAUGCCAUUGCCCAUCAGGUGACUGGGACUGGUUGUCUAGUGGUAGAUUUUGGGCCAGUGAAGCCUUCUGAAUUUCCUACUGCUGCUGCAUGGGCUUCACCGCAGUCUUACAUGCUUGCGGCGCUGGCAGUAUCAAAGAUCCAGUCAGUGCCAGGUGGAAGCAUGGAGGCCUUGUGCAAUACUUUGGUACAAGAAAUCUUUGACUUAGUGGGAUAUGAUAGAGUCAUGGCUUACAAGUUCCAUGAAGAUUAUCAUGGUGAGAUCAUUGCCGAGGUUAGAAAACCUGGUCUUGAACCAUAUAUUGGCCUACACUAUCCAGCCACUGAUAUCCCUCAAGCCGCCAGGAUUCUUUUCAUGAAGCACCAAGUUCAAAUGAUAUGUGACUGCUCUAUGAGUUGUCACCUUCAGUAUAUGAAGAACAUGAAAUCGGUUUCCUCUCUAGUAAUGGCUGUUGUGAUAAAUGAAAAUGAAGAAUAUUCUGACGCCAAGCAUGAACAACCAACAGAAUGGCGUCACCCGAGGAAGAAGCUAUGGGGCCUCAUUGUUUGCCAGCAUAUGAGCCCUAGACAUGUCCCCUUUUCGCUACGGCAUGCAUGUGAAUUCAUAGCACAAGUGUUUGCUGUCCACAUAAAUAAGGAGCUAGAAUUGGAGAAGCAGAUGCGACAUAAAAGUAUGAUAAAAAGGUCCAGUAUGACUUUCGAGAUGGGUGAACUUGUGUUACAAGACGUGUUAGAGGUCGCAAUAAGUGAAGUACGGGUGGCUUGUCAAAGAAAAGGGAUCACAGUAUCUACCGACCAUGCAGAGAAAUUUCGCAUGCAAAGGCUUAAUAAUACGAACUUAAUGCAGCUACUGCAGAAUGUCCUGUUCGACUUCCUGUUUGCUUCUGUGAAGUUCUGUCCUAUUGGAGGUUCCAUUGUAAUAUCUUGCAAACAGACUAUGAAAAUUGGAGAAAACAUUAACACCAUGGAUCUGGAACUUAGGUACACUUCUCGUGCACUUUAUUUCACUCAUACAACAUUUUCUGAUAUGAAGUAG
This is a messenger RNA of Miscanthus lutarioriparius, 1263 nucleotides long. The record is from the annotation of a GenBank genome assembly. NCBI's taxonomy places the organism in Eukaryota, Viridiplantae, Streptophyta, Magnoliopsida, Poales, Poaceae.